This is a messenger RNA of Effrenium voratum, 1197 nucleotides long. The record is from the annotation of a GenBank genome assembly. NCBI's taxonomy places the organism in Eukaryota, Dinophyceae, Suessiales, Symbiodiniaceae.
AUGGGCAGUGAUUUGCAGCUCAUUGACACCCCCGGUGCCAAUUCCAUGUCUGGGAGGGUGGAGCACAACGUGUGGAUAGCCCACGCCUUGAACUUCUGCCCAGUGAACCUGAUCUUGCUGGUUGUCAAGGCGGAAGUGCGCAUGGACGCUACCAUGAAUGUUGUCACAGACUACGUGGAGAGAUUUCAGGAUUUCGAGGAGCUCUUGGCGCUUUGCAUCACCCACAUGGACACUGUGUCCUGGACACAGGAGAGAUUCAAGGAGCUUGUUACACAGAAGCUGGGGCUUGAGACGCCUAUUUUUGCGAGCAGGGUGACCAGCGGAUGUCGACUAAAAAAGUCGGUUCUGGCGCGCUGCAGGGAGCCUCAAGAUCUCUGCAUCACAUCCGACACGUUCCUGAAUUACUUCAAGGUCCAUGAAGGAACCUUCAAAAUAUUGAAGACUUGUCGGAAAGAGAUCACCCGUUUCCAGACCAUCAAGCAGGACUUCAUGAACCAAUUCUCUGAAUCAUGGUGGACAACUGAGGAGCGAGUGGAUGUUGUCUUCGAGUUCCAGGCAUGGAUGUUGGAGCAGGUUUUUGCUGCACAGAGGAGAGUGGCUGAGGCGUGUGACUUCACUUUCACCAGCGAUGACGCUCAGGUGAUAGCUAAUGAGGCAGGACACAUUGCCACCUUGACCAACCAGCUGAAGGGAGUGCUUCUUGAAGUCCGCAUGCUGGCUUUCGGCUUCCAACGCGACAUCAACACAGAUCUCCGGAAGUGCCCCCACUGCAGCGCGAUCUGGGCCAAGGAGGAGGGCUGUGACGGAGAUACUACCUGUGGUAACCGGGUGGGGAAGAUUCUUGACACCCGCUUCGAGAGUUUGAGCCAAUUCAGCUUUCGCUUUGAUGGUGAGCGCUUGCACAUCACUCAGGCAGCCAAGCGCAAGCUCAUGGGUUGCCAGAGCUCAGGUGGCGCAGGCUGUGGGAAGACAAUUGCUUGGCACAACAUGGCUCCGGUGGAACUGCCCCCCGAGUUCGUUCCAAGCGCCAGCCGCGUGAAGACGGAUGACGUCAACAUCCUGUUUCCGGAAGCUCGACUUUGCUUCAGUUACAUGUACGGCAAACUCAUCCGGAUGUGCAGCGCCAUCCGCCAGACUCGAGCGGCGAUCCGCCGCGCCAUCCCGCACGGUGAUCGCAGCCCGAUGGGAGGGGCCUGA